Molecule: messenger RNA, 3609 nt
Organism: Erythranthe guttata (spotted monkey flower)
Lineage: Eukaryota; Viridiplantae; Streptophyta; Magnoliopsida; Lamiales; Phrymaceae
Product: Leucine-rich repeat protein kinase family protein
Biological process (GO): protein phosphorylation
Molecular function (GO): ATP binding; protein kinase activity; receptor serine/threonine kinase binding
Source: RefSeq, a predicted model, not a curated record
CAGUAAGUACCUUGCCUACAAUAUUGUGUCAUUGUCUCAUCAAUCAAUCCUGAGAACUGCUCAUUUCUCGUGAAGCUUUCUCUGUACAUAACAUCUCGCGGCUUUCACUCUCUCUCUCUCUCUCUAGCCUCUCUUUCUCUCUCUACUCUGAGUGACGAAAAACACCUGACCCGUGAAACCCGUUUCCUAAAAACAUUGUACAAUUCUUCUUUCAUCACCUCCAUUUAUUUUUUUCCAACUCCUUCCCUUUUUUUAAGCUUUUGCUUCCUUUUUUUUUAUACCAAGAUUGCUGCUUUUUUCUAGUCUUGUUAUUCAGUUCUUGUGGGCGUUUCUUUUGAUAUCUGAGUUUGAUCAAAAGAUUUCUUGAAAAUUGCAUCCCAGUCCUCGCUGCAUUUCUUCUUUUUUAUCUGAGCUGAUUCUAUGCUCGCUUUGUGUUUGUAUUAUUGAUCAAGAAUUUCUUGAGAAAAAGUGCAUUUUUACUCCUCAAGUUAGCUGAAAAAAGGCGCUGCCUUUUCAGAGUUUUCGUCAUUUUUCCUGGUUUUUUAGCUACCCAUUUCUAAUUUCCAGAAUCUUAUUUUAUUUUUUUACCCAAAUUGAAGGCAAUCCAAAAAAAUGCCAUUUUUGAGUUUCUUGAGUAUUUUCCUUUUUGGGCUGCUCUCGAGUUCUCAACUUGUGAUUACUCAGGAACUGAGUGAUCAAGAAACACUAAUUGCAAUUAGGGAAGAGUUUAAAAUAUCUGCGUGGAGUGUGAACACCUCAGAUCAUUGCACUUGGCCUGGAGUUUCUUGCAGCAGCAAUAGCUCCAACAAUUCAAUGGUGGAGAGUCUUGAUCUUUCUAACCAUGCCCUACAAGGUAACAACAUCACUCUCAUAUCUCAGCUCAAAUCACUUAAGUUUCUUGAUCUUUCAUUCAACAACUUCAAUGGCAUCAUCCCUCCUGCUUUCGGAAGCUUAAUCGAGCUUGAGUUUCUUGAUUUAUCGUUUAACAACUUCGGUGGCUCGAUUCCUGUCGAGCUUUCAAAGCUCGAAAAUCUCCGAGCAUUGAAUCUUUCCAAUAACUUUCUCAUGGGUGUGAUUCCCGAUGAGCUUGAUCAGGGGUUCAAGAAUUUGCAGGAUUUGCAGCUAUUUACUAAUAGAUUGAAUGGCUCAAUCCCUCUUUGGGUGGGGAAUUUAACCAAUCUGAGAGUUUUCACUGCCUACGAAAACGAUUUAACCGGUUUUAUUCCCGAUAAGCUAGGUUCAUUAACCGAACUUAAGUUGUUGAACCUUCAUUCAAAUCAAUUGGAGGGUUCCAUUCCCGAGAGCAUUUUUGCUAUGGAGAAACUCGAAAGUUUGGUUCUGACUCAGAAUAGAUUGACGGGGUAUAUUCCUCGAUCGAUCGGGAAAUGCAAGUCCCUUUCGAGUAUAAGGAUUGGCAAUAAUAAUUUGAUUGGAGGUAUUCCUAAAGAAAUUGGUAAUAUUAGUAGCCUCACUUACUUCGAAGCGAACAACAACAAUCUUUCGGGGGAGAUUGUGAUGGAGUUUUCGAAAUGUCCUAAUCUCACUCUCCUUAACUUAGCUUCAAAUGGGUUUUCGGGAACUGUGCCUUUCGAGUUUGGCUUGCUCAGUAAUCUGCAGGAGCUGAUUGUUUCAGGGAAUAUUCUUUUUGGAGAGAUACCCACAUCGAUUCUCAAGGGAAAGAAUCUUAGCAAGCUCGAUUUAAGUAAUAAUAGAUUCAACGGCACUAUUCCUCAGAGUAUAUGCAAUACUUCAAGAUUGCAGUUCUUGCUGUUGAGCCAUAAUGCAAUAAGAGGGCAGAUACCGCACGAGAUUGGGAACUGCACGAAACUGCUGGAAUUGCAACUCGAUGGAAACUAUCUAACCGGGAAUAUUCCUCCUGAAAUUGGUCAUAUCAAGAACUUGCAGAUUGCUCUGAAUUUGAGCUCCAAUAAUCUCCACGGACUAUUGCCCGACGAGCUAGGGAAAUUGGACAAGCUUGUCUCUUUAGACGUGUCGAAUAAUCAGCUAAGCGGGAAUAUUCCAGUUGCACUAAAAGGGAUGCUUAGUUUGAUCGAGGUUGAUUUCUCGAAUAAUCGUUUCAACGGGCCAAUACCCUCUUUUAUCCCGUUUCAGAAAAGCCCGAACUCGAGCUUUCUUAGAAACAAGGGUCUCUGCGGUGAGCCAUUGAGCGUUUCUUGCGGUGUAUUUAGUAAUUCCGGUGGGAAUUCUUACCACCACAAGGUUUCUUACAGGGUUGUACUCGCUGUCAUCGGUUCGGGAUUGGCUGUAUUCGCGUCUGUGACAGUUGUCGUUUUGCUGUUUAUGAUGAGGGAAAGGCAAGAAAAAGCAGCUGCAAAAGAUGCUGGUGACAAAGAAGACAUCAGUGACAGCCCGGUCAUAUUAGCGGGAAACGUGUUUGUCGAAAACCUCAGCCAAGCUGUAGACUUCGAAGCUGUGGCUAAAGCAACCAUGAAAGAAUCGAAUAAGCUAAGUGUCGGAACAUUUAGUAUUAUAUACAAAGCAGAUAUGCCUUCGGGUAUGGUUUUGUCUGUUCGAAAAUUGAGAUCAAUGGAUAAAACUGUACUCAAUCACAGGAGCAAGAUGAUUCGAGAAGUCGAAAAGCUGAGUAAGCUCUGUCACGAGAACUUGAUGAGGCCAAUAGGAUUCGUUUUGUUCGAAGACAUUGUGUUGUUAUUACAUCAUUAUUUUCCCAACGGGACUUUGUCUCGAUUCCUUCACGAUGAUUCUACGAAGAAGCAAGAUCAAUGGCCUUCGAGACUUGCGAUUGCAGUUGGAGUGGCUGAAGGUUUAGCUUUCCUCCAUAGUGUGGCGAUUAUCCACCUCGAUAUUUCAUCAGGAAAUGUAGUUUUGGAUUCCGAUUUUAAGCCUUUAGUCGGAGAAGUUGAGAUUUCGAAGCUUCUUGAUCCGUCUAGAGGUACAGCUAGCAUCAGUGCUGUUGCUGGCUCAUUUGGUUAUAUCCCUCCAGAAUAUGCAUACACGAUGCAAGUUACAGCACCGGGUAAUGUAUACAGCUAUGGGGUGGUUUUGUUGGAGAUCUUGACUAGUCAACUACCGGUAGAUGAGGCUUUUGGAGAGGGGAUUGAUCUGGUGAAAUGGGUGCACACUGCACCGAUGAGGGGAGAAACACCGGAGCAGAUUCUUGAUGCAAGGCUAAGUACUGUUUCUUUUGCUUGGAGAAAAGAAAUGCUUGCUGCACUCAAGAUAGCAUUACUGUGCACUGAUAGCACACCGGCCAAACGGCCCAAAAUGAAAACCGUGGUAGAGAUGCUUCGAGAAAUUACUCAAACUUAGUCGAAAGGGAUUUUGCUAGAGUUCAUUCUCAGCUAUAGACAAUAGGGAUUGUUCGCAAUUUAUUGGACAUGUUGUCUAUCCUUCCCUUCUCUGUAUAUCAAGAAACUUGUGGUAUAUUCAAGAUGUAAUCUUUGUAGAUAGAUGGAGAAAAAAGUAUUUGGUGAAAGAUUCGAGGCAGUUCGAGUGUGCUGGAGAAUCGAGCAUUACUUUUUUUUUAUUUUUUCGGGUAAAAUCAACAUUUGCAUGAGGAAUUGUAACUGGAUGGAAAAUGCUUCUCUUGGGAGUUGUAUAAUUUUAAAAAGCUCUCUGUUUCAUUCA